AUACAUUAUAGUAAAUGAGUUAACCGGAUGGAUGCCCUCCUCCACUAUUCCGUCUCUGUUUUUGAACCGGAUCACCGCAGUCUGAGUGGUGCCCUCGGCGCUCCACGGUAUUCUCAGUCAUGACCUCCCAACGCCUCUUGAUUUCAGUGAAUGGGAUUUAUCGAUAGUUGACUCGUUUGCGUUGAUCUACGACGCAUUGUUAGGCUCAUCAUCUUUCUUCAUGACUAAGCGUGAGAAGGUUUAAUUUUGUUCCUGGCUCCAUCUCUGAUAUAAGGUUAAGCCAAGUCAUUGACUAUCCCUAAGGCUCUCCGAUGGGCGGAACAAAGAGCAAGCCCAAAGACCCGGGUCAGAGGUCGCUGAGCCUGGAUGGCACCAUUGGCAUGGGCAGCGGGAGCGGGCACGGACACCACCUGAUGCCUGGCCCACAGACCCAGACGCCAAACCGCAGUCCGGCCGUGGGAACCAAUAGACGGGGCACCCAACCCCAAGCCCACUGUGCGGAGCUGGCUCUUUUUGGAGGGGUGGACCACUCCAACACUAUUACAUCCCCCCACAGGGGGGGACCCUUGGCAGGUGGUGUCACAACAUUUGUGGCGCUGUAUGACUACGAAUCGCGCACCGCCUCUGACCUGAGUUUCCAGAAGGGCGAGAGACUUCAGAUUGUCAAUAACACGAGAAAGUACAACUUCAGGGAAGGGGACUGGUGGCUGGCUCGGUCACUGACUACAGGAAAGAGCGGUUACAUCCCCAGUAACUACGUGGCGCCCUCUGACUCCAUCCAAGCAGAAGAGUGGUUCUUCGGGAAGAUCACGCGCCGGGACUCGGAACGGCUGCUGCUCAGCGUGCAGAACCGACAAGGGACGUUCCUGGUCAGGGAGAGCGAAACCACCAAGGGGGCCUACUGUCUGUCUGUGAUGGACUACGACAACACCAAAGGCCUGAAUGUAAAGCACUACAAGAUCAGGAAGCUGGACAGUGGCGGCUUCUACAUCACCUCGCGCACUCAGUUCACCAGCCUGCAACAGCUGGUCAUGCACUAUCGCAAGCACGCCGACGGUCUGUGCCACAUCCUCACCGAUGUGUGUCCGACGCUGAAGCCCCAGACACAGAGCCUGGCGCGGGACGCCUGGGAGAUCCCACGGCAGUCUCUUCGCCUCGACGUCAAACUCGGGCAGGGCUGCUUUGGGGAAGUAUGGAUGGGCACGUGGAAUGGCACGACGCGGGUAGCCAUAAAGACGCUGAAGCCGGGGACCAUGUCGCCUGAGGCGUUCCUAGAGGAGGCGCAGGUCAUGAAGAAGCUGCGUCACGAGAAGCUGGUGAUGCUCUACGCUGUGGUGUCUGAAGAGCCCAUCUACAUCGUCACCGAGUACAUGAGCCAAGGGAGCCUCUUAGACUUCCUCAAAGGUGAUGCAGGGAAGCUCUUGCGUUUGCCACAGCUGGUGGACAUGGCCGCACAGAUUGCUGCUGGAAUGGCCUAUGUGGAGAGAAUGAACUAUGUGCACAGAGACCUCAGGGCUGCCAAUAUCCUGGUUGGAGACAGCUUGGUGUGUAAGGUAGCAGACUUUGGACUUGCUCGUCUGAUUGAGGACAAUGAGUACACAGCCAGACAAGGUGCCAAGUUUCCCAUUAAGUGGACAGCACCAGAGGCAGCACUUUACGGACGCUUCACCAUCAAGUCAGAUGUGUGGUCAUUUGGGAUACUUCUCACUGAACUAGCCACCAAAGGCAGAGUUCCAUAUCCAGGCAUGGUGAACCGGGAGGUUCUGGACCAGGUGGAACGUGGCUACAGGAUGCCCUGUCCCCUCGACUGCCCGAGCUCCCUGCACGAGUUGAUGCUUAACUGCUGGCGACGGGAGCCAGAGGAGAGGCCCACUUUCGAGUACUUGCAAGGCUUCUUGGAGGACUACUUCACCUCCACUGAACCCCAGUAUCAACCAGGGGACAACCUUUAGGGUUUCCCGCAGGCUUGAGUGUGUGUGUGUGUGUGUGUGUGUGUGUGUGUGUGUGUGUGUGUGUGUGUGUGUGUUUGUACAUGUGCACACACAGGACGCAGGAGGGAGGCACUUCCAGUUAGGGAAAUGGUGUGUGUGUGUUUGCGUGUGUUUGUGUGGGUGAGCGAGAGAGAAUGAGUGGGUUUGGCAGAUAAACCUGAAAAAUCACGUCUGUAGUGUUGAUGGAUUGGGAAUCAGAGUUGGUUUAGGAGGAGAGGGAAUUGGCUACAUAUCCCCUUCUAUCAACCACAGUUGUGGUGGUAGAACUGUAAUCCACCUCAGACAGAGCACCUGGAUGUGCCAAAAAGACUGACGAUUACUGAUCUCGCCCCUCUCCCCUCACCAGUAUCUACGGGCCCUUUGCAUAAGCAGCCAGCAAUUUGACUCAAACUGACAGUGACGUUUAUUUGUUUAUUUAUCUUUUUUUUUUCUCCUGACCUUGGAGAUGGAAUGGACCUAAAGUAGGGGGGGGCUUCUUUCUUAUUAACUUCGACGUAGCCGCUGCUACUUUUUGUCUCUUUUUUCAUUUCUCUCUCUCUCUCUCCUUCGCCAAAUCCCGCCACGCUGUGCUACGAGCUACUUGCUUUCAUGGCAAACAUGCAGGGCAGAUGGUACUCUGAUGAGAGGUGUCACUACAGGUUCUGUGCCAUACCCAGAUAGCUGGCUGUAGGCCAGAUUCGGCUCACAAUCCAGGAACAGGUCCAGGGUCAGUCCUCGUUUGCCUGUUCUCUGGGUAUUGAUCUCCCCACUUCUCACGUCCUAUCUAUAGGGUGUGUGGCCUGUCCUCUUUUCAAAAUUUUUGUAGGAUGUAUUUUGUACUUUUCCGAAACUUGAAGCACCAACUUAGGGGUGUUUAGUGCUGCCAUGCAUUGUCGUUGUAUUGUGUUUCUGCUGCCUGAACCCUACAUAGGAACAGAGAGAUACAUGCAAUGUUAGUGUUCAGAAGGAAAAGUUGAUUGAUUCAUAUGAAGUGGUCUAUGGGGAGAGUAAAUAUAUUGUUGAUACUGUAAAUGGGAUGGACAGAAUAUGUAAAAGUAUGUGUCAAACGGAUCAUGUGCCCCAAACGAGCAUUUAUGUUAUGUUUUGUUUUUGUCUUGUUUUGUAUUAUUUUGUUAGUUUUGGAAUUUCCCUAUGUUUGUUUUCGACUCCCCUCGCCUAGCAGUGGGACACUCAGCAGUUACCUCAUGGUCACUGGGAGAAAUAUGGCCACACUGCCAAAGUCUGUUCACUGCCUUGCUCUUCGCCUUCACUGCCCACUCACCUGUCCAGAGUCUUACGUCAAAUGAAAAUACAAGCGCCAGUCUUCUCUAACAGUAGUAGUAUUAUUUGAAGACUCAUAGUUUUUAGAUGACAGAAUCAUUUAGUGUCCUUGACAAGUACAUAAGAACAAAAACCAGGCACGAAGAGUCAAAGAAACAAGAUGUUAACGAUGAUUUGUUUCUUUUCUUAAGCCUGAGAGGUAUUAUCUGCAUUACUCUUUGUUCAGUGUGAUGCCUCUUCUUUUUUCAUUUGUCUAUACUUCUGCAUCUGCCUUUUCUACAGCCUGCAUCAGCUGGUGUUAAAAUCAGAUUGAACAUAUUGACACUUUAUGCAUUACACCUGUAAUGGCAGCUCUGCAUGGGACGCAAGAUAGUAGCCUGGUAGAGCAGAAUCAGUACAUUAUCAGCUUCCCUCUAUGGUCAAGUAAUGCAUCUCCACCUCCAAAAUUCAGACGAAAAUUGAAAAAAACAAAACUACUGAUAGCCCGGUUUCUACAAUCAAGAAUUCAACUGUCAAGAACUUUGUUCUAGUGUGUCAGUGAAAGCCAUUUGUAUUUUAUACUCCUGUCUGCAUAUAUAAUCGUGUGCUUACAUGUACCUUCAGAAUUUGUCUACCCGUAUCAUAGAAAGCAUACCAUACCAUAUCUGAACCUAAACCGUGUGCAUAGACCUGUUUCACCAUGAACCCAAACUGGCCCUGGUUUGACUCUGAGGGUUCUGUACAGGAAACAGUACUGGUACAGUCCAGUAUUUCAUGAUGUAAGAAGUGCAUUCUGGGAUGUUCUGGCGUGUGUUGUGAUUUUUACUGUAUUGUGCCUGAUGUUGUCAGGUUCUGUCCACUUCAAGCCUGACAUGAUGGACAGCAUGUGAGCUGAUGUUCUCGAGACAAAAUCCUUUUGCUUUCCCUGACAAAAAUGUAGGUUUAAACCGUACAUAUGGUGUGUGUGUGUGUGUACUGUAUGUGUGAGCGUGAGCGAAAGAGUCUGAUGUUGGAUGAAUUUCUCUGAUUUGAUUUUUACUGUUCUGCAUGUUUUUUUGUUUUGUUUUUUUACACCUUAUGAUUUUGUUUUUGUUGUUUUUUUAUCAUGUGAAAUAUACAUUUGUUUUGUCUGUAUCUAGUGAUGACCAGUUUGUACUCUCCUGCUUUGGUCUCUGGACAGGAAGCAAAAUUAGGACCUGCAACUGCUUCUGCUGACUUUAUGUCCUUUUGACAAAAUAUGACAUUAGUUUAACAGUCUACUGUGAGUUCUGAAAAGCCAAAAGAGUGAGCUUUAACAUCUGUUCAUGGUACCAAAUCUAUUGCCUUCUCUAGGAAACAACGUGUGCCUACUAUUCCAUUAAAGGUACAGGGUUGAAGGCUAGAAAUACCCUCGGGCCCAUUUAUUUAUCUGUGAACGUUCACUUCUCAAUCCAUCUUGUAGAUGGCCGCCAUGCUCACCAGCUCCACAGUGUAAAGAGAUCUGGCUUUGUACAUUCUUGAGAAACAGAGUAGAAUGACUUAGGUCAUAUCAUUGAUGCAAACAUGCUAAUAUAAAUAAGAAAUAAAUUUCACACUCAAAUAGCCAGAUAAGAAAUAGUGCCAAAUGCGUAUCAUAUCAUAACUGACCCUUGGAUGGUCAACAAUAUUUUUUCAACAUGGUGCGUCUUGAGGCAAAGGAUACCAAAAUGAUUUCCCCCUCCUUUUAACAAUUCUGCAGUAGCUGUCUCCAUAGAAAAGCUGAUUCCAGCCGCACACAGAUAUCUCAUUUGUGCCUUUUUCAGAUGACUUGACUCAAAAGGAUAUCUGGAUUUAAUACAUUGUAUUGUGUGUUGCAUGAAAAUUGACAGCAGGAACAUUACUGAUUGGUUAAGUGAUCAAAGGGAUUUUCUGCAUGGAUAAAGUAAUGCUUUUAUACAAUCAGGAAGAUUAAAAUGCCUUCAAAUUAUAUGUAUGAACUGUGUAUGUCUGCCUCAAUGUGGAUAGACAGGAGUGUGUAUGUACUGUAUUAUUUUUAUAUGUCUCUGUGUCUAAAUUGUGUUCCAUAUAAGCUUCUAUCAUUUGUUCUCUGGAGACAGCUUCUUAAAUCAGAAAUUGGUUGUGAAGGACAGCUAUUCAAUAUUGGAAAACAAAUAAUGAUAAUAAUUAGUGGCUACCAUAACAACUUGCUAGAAUGCUAAACAAGACAUCCUCUGUUUUAGCCUGUUUGGAGUGUGUGGCUACUUUCUUAUGUGUACUUUGAGGUUUAAUUGAAUUUUUAGUAGCCUACGUUUCUGUGUUUCCACAUGCUUAUACAAAAUGCAUUGAUGAUACGAUACCACAUUUGUUGUUGAACAACAGAAACUGAGCAUCUGUCCAUUUCCUGUUGGCUAUACACUUCAACAAUUGGUUAAUUCUCUUGCAGUGUUGCAAAGGCAACGAUAGCAAUAAAAUAACAUGCCUGUAAGUGCAAAAAUACGAUUCUUCCAUAGCUGUUCCAAAAAGCUUGCAGGAGAUAUGGAAGCCUGCUGAAAUGAAAUGUUGGUCUUCAAACACAUUUUGGCAUUAUUUUCCCUCUGUACAUAAAUGUAGUCACUUUGGAUCCUCUAUAACUUUUUUCUGUAAAAAAAAAAACAAAAACAAACAAAAAAAAACCUUGUAGAUUUUCUUACCAACAAUUAUUCAAGUAGCAGCGUGGAAUUAGUCUUUCUUCUCCUAAGAGCCUGAUGAAAUUGUAAUUGUUGAUGCUUAAACUCACCAGGGAAGGACUUAACAAAUAGUUGAAACCAAGACGAUUUGUUUUUGUUUCAGCGCAGAAAACUUUAUUGGUCUUUCUCUGGGAGAUUAAGUCUGUUCGAGGAGGUACUUUUGUCCAUGUAGUGCUGCAGUAACAGCUUAGUUACAGGACCUGCAUUAUGUUUUAGAUUUUGGUUUAUUUGUUAGUUUUGUACAGCUCAACAAUCCAACUUCAUUUUUUUUUUUUUGUAAACCUAUGCAGUUUCUGGUCUGCUAUUUCUGUUUUCUGUAGCCCUUCUGAGGGGACAAACAAAUCAGAGAAGAAUGACGAUUUUGUAACAAUCUUUUUGUGCACCCAGAUUGGUUUGAAUCAUUGUGGAGCUCUGUUAUCUGUAAAUGUGCAAUAAAUUAUAUUUCAAGAGUGUUCUCUUUAUACAA
Messenger RNA from Sardina pilchardus (European sardine), 6380 nucleotides. RefSeq names its product proto-oncogene tyrosine-protein kinase Src-like. Gene Ontology annotation, cellular component: extrinsic component of cytoplasmic side of plasma membrane. Gene Ontology annotation, molecular function: signaling receptor binding; non-membrane spanning protein tyrosine kinase activity; ATP binding. The record is from RefSeq and is a predicted model, not a curated record. The transcript is spliced from 13 exons. Lineage: Eukaryota; Metazoa; Chordata; Actinopteri; Clupeiformes; Clupeidae. Gene Ontology annotation, biological process: progesterone receptor signaling pathway; negative regulation of intrinsic apoptotic signaling pathway; negative regulation of extrinsic apoptotic signaling pathway. Bases 312 to 1952 code for a protein of 546 amino acids.